AUGCGCUCCCUCUCUCCUGGACAGUACAUCAAGAUCCCCUGUGCCCUGGGCAGCCCUGGGGAAGGAGCUCGCCUCUUCACCUUCUACCUGUCCCGCUACAGCAAGGACAAGCCGCAGGCCAGCUUCGACUGCAUCCGGCAGUACGUCUCCAGGCUGGGUCAGAGCCAGCUGGACUGUGUGGGCAGCAUCCAGGAGAAAAUCACCGUCUGUGCCACCGAUGACUCGUACCAGCUGACGCGGGCGCGUGUGUCCCAGGUGGAGAAGGAGGCGUGGAGCAGAGCUGCUAUCGAGAUCAAGCCAGCAGCCCCAGGCCAUGGCAAAUGUGUCGCUAUCCCAAAGAAGCUGGGCAUGAGCACCCCACUGGGGAAGUGCCCCACUGGGUGCCCUGCUCCAGGGGGCAGGAAAUGUAGCCCCAUGGGGACAGAUCGCAGGGUUCUUGUGAAAUGCCUAGUGCAGCUUCUGGCCCUGCGGCCUCACUGCAAACAUGAGCUCCUGGAGCGGCUGAACAGGGUGCAGAUCAGCCUGAAGGACAGGGCCCAGCUGCUGCCCAUGCUGGAGGAGGUGGGGCAGCUGAACCCCCGGGAGAGCAGCUACAGUCUGAAGGAGGAGCUCUUUGGGCAGGUGCAGGAGGACUGGCUGGGCUACACGGCCAAGGAGCAGCAGCAAGUCAGGCAGCUCCUGCGCAGGAAACAGGCCCACGGAGCUGUGGACAGGCCCUUCUUAGUGCCUCUGGAGUGCCCGUCUUGCCAAGGUGCCAGCAGAAGGCCCUUGGGCGUGAAGCGGCUGGCACUGCUGGAUGCCUCGGACCCACAAGGGCUGAAGAAACCCUGUGCCCAAGAGCACCCCCCCAGCUCUCUGGGGUCCCACCACAGCCUGCAGGAGCCUGGCCUGGAGCAUCGGAGAGCCCAGAGCCAGCGGCAGCCAUGCCACCUUCCCAGGCCCAGCACGGAGCUGCAGAGCUCAGAGGAGGAGCCGAGUGAUGGGGAGGGAGGUGAUGACUGGGAAGAGGGAGCUCUGCGCCUGGAGCAGCACCUUUCUGCCCUGCAAGACAGCAGCUCCCGGGCAAGCCCCCCGUCCUCCUUUGCUGAGCUCCCAGAUUACUGCCGGAAAUACAGAGCCAUCUGUUCAGUGGAGCAGCAUCACGCCUACAUGGAGGCGUUCAGUGCGGAUUACGCAGAGUACCGGCGCCUCCACACCAGGAUCGGACACGUGAGCAAGACAUUCAUCCAGCUGGGAGCCAAAAUCAAAACGCUGCCGCACGGGACGCAGGAGCACAAGGCAGUGGAAGACAGAAUCUUACAGGAAUACCGGAGGUUCAAGCAGACCUACCCCAGCUACAGGAAGGAGAAGGACCGCUGCGAGUAUCUUCACCAAAAGCUGUCCCACAUCAAGGGCCUCAUCCUAGAGUUUGAGAAGACAGGGGCUGCCUAG
This is a messenger RNA of Terrapene triunguis (Three-toed box turtle), 1431 nucleotides long. It is a transcript of the gene ELL3, whose product is annotated as elongation factor for RNA polymerase II 3. Gene Ontology annotation, cellular component: transcription elongation factor complex. The transcript has 10 exons. The record is from RefSeq and is a predicted model, not a curated record. Gene Ontology annotation, molecular function: cis-regulatory region sequence-specific DNA binding. Bases 1 to 1431 code for a protein of 476 amino acids. Gene Ontology annotation, biological process: positive regulation of transcription elongation by RNA polymerase II; transcription elongation by RNA polymerase II; snRNA transcription by RNA polymerase II. NCBI's taxonomy places the organism in Eukaryota, Metazoa, Chordata, Testudines, Emydidae.